Amoebophrya sp. A25 is the source of this 4780-nucleotide messenger RNA. The record is from the annotation of a GenBank genome assembly. NCBI's taxonomy places the organism in Eukaryota, Dinophyceae, Syndiniales, Amoebophryaceae.
CAACAUUUGGUUCCAUCUACUUAUGUGGAUGUUCCAGUUUCGUUUUCCAGCAUACAGGUAACUACAUUUUUACGAGAGAGGUUGUAUGACAGUCAUCAACUCAAUGUUUGUCUUUCGGCGCACUGCGACUACAGGUCAUCAUUGAUGUCAGAGUGAAUACAGUAUUCCCAUGUCGUAGGCCCUUAUCUUCAGAAUAAAGAAUUUCUCGCCCUAACCCACCCUUGUCACUUUGAGAAGGACCUGUUUGGAGCGAUUUCGGCCAUUGCUAUAAACCAUGUAAUUUAAUAGUUCUUAAAAAAUUCGACAAAUUUGAACAUAUCACGACACCUUUCUCUUUCAAAAACCUCCUGAGAAGUUCUUAUAACACGAACACAAUCAAACAAAAUGCUCUCCUCUUCAACUGCCAGUUCGAGAGCCCGCGUGCUCUACGUGUACCGCAAGAGCGACCUACGCAUCUGCGACAACAGGGCUUUAGAGUAUGCGGUAUCCUUUGGAUUGCCGAUCUCCUUUGUGGCAGUGUUGGAUUUGAAAGGAGAAUGGGACCGCUUUGGGGAGACGACGCGGUUUACCUCGGCAGGGCCUUUGAGGCGUCGUUUUCACCUCCAAUGUCUAGAGGAUCUGGAUAAGUCAUUAAAGGAACAAGUCGCGGCUGCCGUUGGGGGAGGAGGAUGUGCUCCCGGCGAGAAAGCGAUGGAGAAGGAAGACCAGUCUUCUUAUGACUGGAUAUGUGAUGAGAAGGUGUCUGAGAAAGUGUCUUCAUGAUCACAUAAACAAAUAGAGAAUCACACAGGUUGUCCGCUCUGCUAUUUGAUGCUUGAACUGAAAUUAAAGCAAUAAAGGUAAAACAACCGGUUAGUUUUCACCUCCACAAUAUUAGGUUUAUCCCGUUCAACAAUUAAUAAUCGUAUUUAGAUAGAGUCCUCGACAGAAGAAGUAUAGUCCUCGUUCCAGAUGAGUCAACCCCCUUCUAUCUCUAAUACUUCUCGCAGCUGUACGUCUCCGAAGUUUCCCUUUCUGGCGUUGUGGAGAAACUGGGAUCUAAGUUUGAUCAUAUAGUCUGUUCUCGCGAACUCGGGACUUAUGAAGAGAAGGAGGAAGCGAAGGCUGUCAGGGCUGCUAAAAUUAAGGCUUCCCAACGUGCAUCCUGUGCUAGCAUUCGUUCUACAGAUUAAUAUGCUCUGACGGGAGUGACAAACAGAGUGAUAUUAAUCUGAUAAGAAAAAUUGGGUACUUACAAAAUAUCGGUACUUCCUCUAAUAACAGUCAGAAAACCACGCUCCACAUAGUUGCGGAUGAUAGUAUGGUCCCUCUGGAAACGUACCCUUUCCGACUAGAGAAGGAUGGGACGAACUGGGCCCUCAGCGUGAAUGGAAACCGGAAAACGAAGGUGCCAAUAAAAGAGGGAACUCGGGAAAGCAUGGAUGUUGAUUAAGAGAAGUGUGAUAAGUUCAGCACAGGUAAGUAGAAGUAAUUGCAAUACUCAUUAGGAUCUCUGAGUCUUUACAGGUGCAAUGACAAGAACAAAAGGAGAUAAACCACACACCAAUCAUCUCCUUAAUUCGUAGACCACAAGUAUCUACUUCUUUUCUCCCUUCUCUCUUCUCCUUUUUAUCUACUUCUUUCUCUCUUCUAAUUCUUUUCUAUCAUCUGUUAAUAUAGAGUUUCACUGCUCUUUUAUCUACAUCUGUUAAUGUAGGGUUUCUACUUCUUUCUCUCUUCUAAUUCUUUUCUCUUUGACUGCUCUAAGAAAUCUCAGAAGACACCUCGAAAAAACCGCCUUUCCGAGAUCAGUAUACUAGUUUCCGCCAGAAGGUCGAGGAAGGCUUACGCAAGGACCCAAUGAGCAAUACAGUGCCUGGAUCCGAGCUUGUGCGGCGUUAUUGUCCUCGCUUAGCUGCGUCUGGUCACGUUGGGAAGAGAUCCGAGACCUGCAAGCAUCAUUUGGCAAACGUCCUACCACGUUGUUUUAUUCACGAUAAAACUACUUCUAGAGUUGCUGGUGCUGGAACAAGUAUUACGAAGAUGCGAGUGGAAUCCUUGGGAGCGGUUAUGCCGCCACUAGCACCGAGUAAUGACGAGCAAAAAGCAGAUGUUGCUUCAUCAAUAGCGCGGCCAUUAUUUGACGUUCUUGCAGACCCGCCUGUGCCAGCCGUGCCUCAUAAUGCCCCUCUUUUGGAUCUCGCUAAGCUGCCAGAGGUUGUAGUAGAAGAAGGUUCCAGUGGUGAAAUGAAGGAUCCGUCAAAAGCCAUCACCGAUUUGGAGUAUCUUAUGAAAGAAGAAGAAAAUCAAAAUCCUCGAAAAAAAGGACUCCACUUAUAAUAUGUCUUAAUUUUCAUGUCACUACUAACCUCGAAAUAAAUACGACUUACCAAGUGAUGUUGAAUCCUAUCACGAACCACACGAUGGAUCGUUGACAAUGGACACGAAAAAUGCGUGUCAUCUUCACCUCUAAGUCUCAAGGCGGAGAGCGCGCAGCGUUGGCUCGAUUACAGGAGUACUUAUGGACGUCGGACGCUGUGGCGACGUACAAGCAGACGCGCAAUGGUUCUUUGGGUCGUUUCUUUUCCACCAAAUUUUCGAUGCACCUGGCAGUCGGAGCAAUUUCCGCUCGAACCGUUCUGCAUGAGCUCGCUCUGUACGAGGAGGAACGAACACGGAACGAGAGCACGUAUUGGGUGUUUUUCGAGCUACUUUGGCGUGAUUUCUUGCACUACGCUAUCGUUCGGCAUGGGCCUAGCUUUUUCUACGAAGGCGGACUGACUGGCCGAACGCGGCAAUGGAGCAACGACGUGGAGAAAUUUCGCGCGUGGGUUUCGGGUGAGACGGGUUUUCCGAUUGUGGAUGCGUGGAUGAAGGAACUGCGACAUACAGGCUUCAUGUCCAACAGGGGAAGACAGAAUGUCGCGAGCUUUUUGGUUUUUAAUCUGAAAUGCGACUGGCGGUGGGGUGCGGAAUACUUUGAGCACGUUUUGCUGGAUCACGAUGUGGCGUCGAAUUAUUAUGGCAAAACUUAUACUGAAUGCACCCCGUUUCCGUUUGAUAGUAUGCUCUGAGGGCAUUCUCCCUUCAGUCUCUAAAAAGAAGAUUAGUGAGGUGAUCGAUGGCAGGUGUCAAUUGGCGGGUCGACUUGAAGAGAUAAUCAAAGCAGCUGAACACUUAUAAUGCCGUUUUAUGUUUCUGAACUGGUACCCCGAUCUUCCUAAAGACAGUAGUCCUCACCUCUUUCUCUUUUCAUUCCUCCGGAAACUGGCUGACUAUAGCAGGAAUCGGGUUUCAGACACGAGAUAAUAUUUUCAAUAUCGUAAAACAGUCCAAGCAAUACGAGGCAGAAGGCGAGUUCAUGAAAUACUGGCUCAAAAACGAGAUAGGACCGGCAUUGGUAUUCCCGACUUUUACGUUUUUAGUUUUUGCCUCAAGAUAUGAUGUAGUCACUUACUUUGUAAAAAAGAUUCCAGUACACGCUCCCCAAGUACUCUACAAAAAUUCACACACAGGCCGCUGCCCCUAGCAACGAGGUGCGAAGGUUGUUACUCCACACUCCGUGGGAGGUGGUAGACUCUCGUGUGCGUGGUGUAAUGCCGGAAUAUUACGUUCGGCCUGUCGUGGACGCGAAAAAAUCGUUUUUCUACGACAACAGUGCAGGUGGCGACAGCAAGGGUGGUGGGAAGAAGGGGAAGAAAGGCAAGGGCAAAAACUCAUGGGUCUCAAAUGUUAUGGAAUUAACGCGCAAUGAUUCCCCUCAGCUCGUACUGCUUCAUGCACUGUAGUUCCCUCCUCCGGUUGAAAGCUAAAUCUUGUUCAAUUCCUACAAGUAGUGAGAAUUCAGGUGAGCGAACAAGACGUAUAAACUCUGUCUGCAAAGAAACCUUGCCUGACAACUUUAGAUCAUCUUCUAGUCUGCCUCUAAUUUCAGAUUCCACGAUAUGGCGCAUCAUGAUUCCUAUCGACCGGAAGCACGCGCUGGAGAAGGCGUGGAGACGAAGCCUAAACGCGGUAAGUGGCGUGGUGGCGGUAACAAGACCAGCGCGGGGAACUGAAACUAGAACCCAUAAGUUCAGGGUUUGGUCUUCUGUGUGUUGGGUGAUGAUCAAAACUAGUAGACCUUAUGGGUAAAAAGGGUGGUCAUUUGCGCUGUAGUGUUUAGAAGUGUGUAACUGACGACUACUCCUCGACAGAAUUGUGUGUAGGGAGAUGAUAGCUUGUUGGGGAGCUAUCGCUACUGUUGUGAUGAUUUAGACAUUUUCACCCAUCUAUUGGGUGGCGGGAACAUAUGAAGAUGAAUCCUUACUAUCGACGGUUGGCAUAGCCUGAUUGUCUCUUUCGCUUGUUCUAUCGAUCUGCUGACUUCAAAUGUACUACUGAAUGCAUCAUGUAUGCUCAAACAGCGCCAUGAUGUCUAGGCAGCACCACUAGUUGUUUUUCUAGGAAAGUCCUCUCAGCGAUUUAGAAGACAGUGGCAGACAUCCAUGAAGAUCCGUGUAUGCUUGAUGCUUCUCUGGUGCGCUGAUGAGGAUACCUACAUUGGGUCUCCUAGAUUGGUCUUUUUAUGUGAAUGAGAAACAAGUUACAGUUUCGAGUUUCUAGCAUGCUUUGUAGGAGUUGGCGCUAUUUGGCGGUGAUUUGUGUGCAGCUAAAGAAGAUCACCUGCUUACGCAGUCCUCGGACACAGAGGACAUACGAAUUUGUGAUGUCAUGUAUCAUUUUUAUUGGAGUUGAACCGAGGACGACGAAGGUCCGAAUUGUUUCAAUGUAUUUUGGCCCUCAAGGCCAUCCGCGUUAU